Molecule: messenger RNA, 5626 nt
Organism: Xenopus tropicalis (tropical clawed frog)
Lineage: Eukaryota; Metazoa; Chordata; Amphibia; Anura; Pipidae
Source: RefSeq, a predicted model, not a curated record
GAAUGAGAAGGCAGUGACCAAUGAUACGCAGCUUCCCCACGCCAGGCAGUGGGGGUGGGCUCAAUCGCUGUCGCUCAGGCUUAGAGGCCGAGGAUCGAUUUGUCCGUGUGUGUGUAGGGGGGUGAGAAGCGAAAGAGAAAAUGGCGGCCGUAGCUGGUGCGCCCGGGCCGGGGGAAGGAGGAGAAAGCGAACAAGAUAGUGAGACGAUUCCCGGAGAGCGGAGGCUGGGAAGAUUGUCAUGCGAACCCAUGGAGGCAGAGUUGGACUCGGAGAGGCGAUCGCUUGUCCGCUGUGAGCCUUGCUGUGGGAUGGAGAUCGACACCCAGGAGAAUGCAGGGCCUGAUAUUGAGCAGCUGGGCGACUCGGGGGCAGAACAACCCAGAUUAUGUGAGUGCCGCGGCGAUGGGCUAGGGCCUGCUGGGCGGGAUGACAGAGAUGUGGGAGAGGAGACUAUGCAAGUAGUGGAUGAGCAUGUCAUGGCCUCAAAGCCAGUGGAAAUGGAGUCUCAGUCCUGUCCUGAGAACUUCCUCCAAACCCAGUCUUCAGAGCAGAGCAUCUCCGCAUUCUCACAAGGGGCAGCAGUGGAGCAGGAGUGUAUAUCUGAGGAGCACUCUGAAGCCAGUCAUACUGCCCUGCAUCCACCAGAACCAGAGUUGCAAAUGUAUGUUCCACAGCUAGAAGAAUCUGAAUUCCAACAGCUUCAGAUGCACAGUGAUGUGCUACAGCCACCAUAUACUGAUAUCUUGCAGAUGCCAGGUGAUGUUUCUCAGCUGCCAGAACCUGAUGCCCAACAGCUGCAGGUGCACAGUGAGGUUCCUCAGGCGCUAGAACCUGAGCUCCAACAACUGCAUAUGCAUGGUAAUGUUUCACAGCCACCAGAACCUGAAUUCCAGCAACAGGAAUCAUAUGUUCCACAGCCACCAGAACCUGAGGUCCAGCAUCAGGAAAUGUAUGGGGGAGUUCCAAGGCCACUAGAACUUGAGGUCCAACAGCAGGAGAUGUAUGGGGAUGUUUCACAGCCAGCAGCACUUGAGGUCCAACCACUGAAACAAGAGUUAGAUCAAGUACAGAAAAUAGUGGUCCAACAAGAUAUGCAGCAGGAACUGCCCAUCUCUUUGCAAGUAAUGCAGGUACAAGAUACUGAACACAUCUGUGUAAAUUAUAAGCCCUUAAAUGGCCCAGUACCAGAGGAAACUGUUUCUGGGGGAUUUAUUGCUCAGGAGCCUUUGUCUAUAGGGGAAGUUUUACUUAAAGAGGCCCUGCUUGUGGAGAAAGGUGUUUCUGGGGAAGCACUGUCUGUAGGGGAUACAAAAGUCCUCUCUGUGGGGGACAUAAGGUCAGAGUCUAUAGGACAAGCAGGGCCAGAAGAAACAAUAUCUAUAAUAAAAACAAACCAUGGGGAAGCUCUGUCAUUAAGAGAAGAGGGCCCUGGUGACACAAUCCCUCUUUUUAACAAAGGCUUUAAUGAUCCCCCGUCCAUGCAGAAAUCCAGUUUUGGGGAAAUCCUGCCCAUACAGACUGACUAUGCAGAAGAGCUUCUGCCCAUAAGGGAAAACAGGCCUGCGGAAGGCAGUUUGAGUGGGGCCCUUCUUGAUCAGCGGGGAAAUAUAGCUACAGAAAAGGAUACUGAGGAAUCUCCAGAUGUAGGCUAUACCACAUGUGGAGUGAAAUCGGCUGCUGGAAAAAUCCUAUCCCAGGAGGAGCUUGUUCCUGAAAUAGCAAAGGAACAGGCUGCCACUGAGUCUCUCCCUGUAAUAGAGACCAUAUCAGGGGAAGUGUUAGCUGUCCAGGAGCCAUUCACUAUGGUAAGCCUAACCCAACAGAAAGGUUUAGAUGUCACUCCUAUAAAGCAGUCUGGUCUGCUGAAAAUCUGUGCACUGGAAACCCAGCCCCAGGGCUCACAGAAAAACUUUCCAUCUGACAGUGAGCAUUUAUUAGAAGAGGCUCAAGAGGAACCACUUUCAAAAGGUCUGCAUUUAGAGAAAGUGGAACCAACAUUUCAGGAAGCCCAAAAUACACAUGUACCAGAGUCAUGCAGUUUACCCCAGAAUUGCAUACCAGAUGAUCAGCACAUCAAAGAAUUAGUGCCUGAGUGCCAGCGCACACAAAAACCUGCUAAUGUACAAGGCCCAGUGUCUGGUGACAUUCUUCAGCCAGAUAAAGAAUCUAUGGAACUCUAUCAGCAACACAGUUUAGAAUUCAUAGGGGCCCACCACAACAGACUACUACCUGUGGAUGUACAGACUUCAUCAGAGUCUUUCUCAGAGACCAAACAAUAUAUAGGGGGCCCAGUAUCUGAGAAGAAUCAGAAAGUACAAAAUGAGGAGCCGGGUCCCGAUAGCAUCAACCUGAAAGUAUCUUCUGUAGAAACAGAAUCAUCUUUAGAUGCAGUCUGUGGGGCUGGUAACAUGGGUCAGGAAAUGGAUUCAUUAUCCAAAUCACUGGGUAUUCCUAACCAUAUUUCUUUUGAAAAAGAUCACUUGUCCCCUUUAUUCAUCGUUCAAUCGGAUGGAAGGAAUGUUUCCUGUUUAGAGAAUAAGAAAACACAUGAACUUUGUAUGACAGUAGAUACAUUCUUAAAAACAUAUCCAAACAAACUAGGUGAGGAGAAUAACACAAAGAACAUUACCUGCAGACUUGAGAUUGUCUCUGACAAUCCAGAAUUACAAUCAGACCAGUUAUCUAAAGAUAUGGCAAUGGAAACCAUAAAUGGUUCUGAUUCUGAGAACGUUGCAUUUGCUCAUGAACUAAUCCCCACUGAUAAGCCAGUCACAGAAGACACUGUUCUAAACCUUGAGCCUAUUCCACUGGAGACUGCUGUGGUUCCUGGUCCAACCUCCAUAAAAACAGUAUAUGGUAUACACACGAAUUCUGAAUUUGUGUCUGUUUCUGCAGUGGACUAUAUGGGCAUCAACCAAGGACAGAUUGCUCCUGAAAACAGAAAAGCAAGAAGUGAACAAUUACCCAGAGAACCUUUCUUGCAAAGACAGCCUAUUCCCAUGAUUCUUUCAGAAGUCACAGAUAGUGGAAUCUAUACAGGACUAUGUUUGGAGGAGGCUAAGUUCUCUUCUAAUAAUGGGUCGGAGGCAAGCCUAAAUUACUCAGAAUGUGACAAUAGAUCUGUGGGGACAACUGAGGGUUCUGUUGUGACUUCUGGAAUUGACAGCCUCAUCCCUGGUUCUGAAGUUCAGGUCACCCUUGAUCACAUAAUUCAGGAUGCACUGGUGGUUUCUUUCUGCCAUGGAAACAGAAUUUUCUCAGGGGUUUUAAUGGAUCUUUCGAAAAGGUUUGGACCCCAUGGAAUUCCUGUUACUGUCCAUCCUAGGCGAGAAUACAAAAAUAAGCCAGUGGAAUCCAUUCAGGAGGAGAGCAAGUCAUUCCAUGAAGAGCCGUUGGUAAAAAGUGAAGAAAAUUCUCCUGAGGAUGUUACCCCCAUUCAGCAAUUGGAGAAUUGUAAAGUUCAAAAUCUGUGGACUACAAAACCUCCACCACUUUUCCACGAAGGAGCUCCAUAUCCUCCUCCUUUGUUUAUCAGGGACACGUAUAACCAGUCAAUACCUCAGCCACCUCCCCGUAAAAUUAAAAGACCCAAAAAGAAAAUCUACAGAGAGGAACCUACUUCCAUAAUGAAUGCCAUUAAGCUACGACCCAGGCAGGUCUUGUGUGAUAAAUGUAAAAAUAAUGUUGUGGCGGAUAAGAAGGAGAUCAGAAAAGUUGCAACUGACUCUUACAAGACAGAAGAAGGAAAGAGACGGCGGCACGAAACUGUAACUACUGUGAACAAAAAACUCAAAACUGAUCACAAGGUAAAUGGAAAAAGUCAAAAUGAAAGUCAGAAAAGAACGCCUAUUACCAAGGUUACUAACCUUGCACAUGGACGAGGGAAAGUGGUAAAAGUACCUUCUCAAACAAGUGCAGCAAAGACUCAGAUGCACACUAAGGAGGUGCUUCAGAACAAAAAUAUGGAUCAUGUAAAGGCACGAGAAGUGCUUAAAAUGGCCAAGGAAAAGGCACAAAAAAAGCAGAAGGUAACAACAUCAUCUAAAAAUGCACACAGUAAAGUCCACUUUACACGGCGCCUUCAGAACUCCAGCUCAGGGACCCUCCCUCCAAGACUACGCAUCAAACCUCAAAGGUACCGCAACGAGGAGAAUGACUCUUCGCUCAAGCCUGGACUUGAGACCUUACGGAGCAGCAAGAUUGGUAUCAAGCCUCAGACACGCUACUCUGCCACCCGUUCUGCAGGUGAGACACCCUCAGAAAUACAGAGCCCCUCAAAUGGCCCUGAAGAGAUCAGCAGUGAAAUGCAGGAUACAAAUGUCUGUGUACCACCUGAGGAGCAGGACUUGCAGCAAACACUGGGCAAAAGGGGCAGCAAAAGCAAUAUCACAGUUUACAUGACCAUAAAUCAAAAGAAAGCUAACUCUUCCAGUGCCUCAGUGUGUAGUAGUGAUAGCACAGAUGAUAUGAAAUCGUCCCACUCUGAGUGUAGUUCUACUGAAAACUUUGAUUUCCCCCCAGGCAGCAUGCACGCACCUUCCUCUUCCUCCUCCUCUUCUGCCUCUUCCAAAGAAGAGAAAAAGCUGAGUAAUUCCUUGAAAAUAAAGAUGUUUUCCAAAAAUGUCUCUAAAUGUGUGACCCCUGAUGGCAGGACCAUAUGUGUCGGGGACAUUGUUUGGGCAAAGAUUUAUGGCUUUCCGUGGUGGCCAGCACGUAUACUCGCUAUAACUGUCAGUCGAAAAGAUACCGGUCUGCUUGUCCGGCAGGAAGCUCGCAUAUCAUGGUUUGGGUCCCCAACAACCUCUUUUCUUGCUUUGUCACAGCUCACCCCAUUUUUAGAAAACUUUCAGUCACGUUUUAACAAGAAGAGAAAGGGUCUUUAUCGCAAGGCUAUUACAGAAGCAGCUAAGGCUGCCAAACAGCUCACUCCAGAGGUGCGGGCCCUCCUGACACAAUUUGAAACGUGAACACCUCAUGUAAAGAUGUAGACUUGGCUGGAGUUAGGCACUGUCCCAGUUGAAGGUCAGCUGAGCAUUUUUUUUUGGUAGCCAACAUUUCACGUAAGACACCACAAGUAUCAAGUUGUAGUUUAAUUGUGUAAAUUAGGGGUUCAAUGUUCUAGUUUUGGGAGACCUCCACCUUUCAGUAUCACAAAGUCUUGCAAUAUAUGGGCCAAUUCUCUACUGAGUGGCCAUUAAUCUUCUGCAGAGUUCUGAAAUCAGUUUUCAUUAUCGACUCAUCUGUGGUUUAGAUCCGUAUAUCAAAAAAUUAUGAUGCACUCUGAAUUGUAAGACGUCGGUACCGACGCAGUUUAUAAGAUAUUUGUAAUGUAACCAGGGUUAGAAUUCAGGAGUUAUCGAUUCAAAUAUAACUGUUGACGCAUGGUCUCCUGACCAGUUUAAUAUCCAUUCUGGUAAAGAUACAUUGUGAUUUGUCAGAUGUGUAACUGUUACAUUUUUGGAUGUAAUUUUUUCCCAAUCAUAAUUAAUGCAGAUGCAUUAUUUUCAAUAUUAAUUUGAGUUUAAGGUAUCUGUUUGCAGGUCAGAAAAUAUGAAAAGAAAAAUUGUAAUUGUGUAUUGCUCUGAAAUGUACAAAAAAAGUGUAAAUAAAAUUACCUAAAUCUGAA